CAAAAGCUCGUGACGGCAACAAAUCAACAAUGAAAACAUUCCCUGAAGCGUGCAAGCCUUCCAAUCCAGUGUCGUUUCAGUUCGUUUCAGCCGCAGUUGCUCGCGAAUGCCCGGCUACAACCGACCUCCAUGUAAUUACCUAUCAACGUAUAUACUAAGUACUACGAUUAUUAUAUUGUAGUCAUGUUUAGUGAAACUCACUAAUGUUUGCUUUGCAUUCGCAGCGGUUGCGUAGGAGGCUGAGCGCACCCACGUCAGGGUCAGCGCGGCGGCGAGCGCGGGAGCGUCGCCUCGCGCAGCUGACUCGCGUGGAGGGCGAGCGUUUGGCUCAGGAGCGGAAAGAGCGGGCAAGGAGAGAGAAGUUGGAGCAGCAGCGACAGGUCCGAGCAGAGCUGGCGUCGUACGAGCCAUGGGGCCGAGCCGGCGGUGGCGCGCCUAACGCGCGGAGCCUACGCCGCACGGAUCUGCGAGCCUGGGGCAUUUAUCCUGAAGACGAACUGAAGGGUGUGGCAUCAUACGAAACAUGCCGCCGCUGGUCGGGUCGGCGUCGGCGUCGGCGCACGCCGCUGCGGCUGCGCGAGGACCCACAGCACUGCUACACCGAGAGCCUGCGCCGUGCCGUCGACAACGACAUCCGCUACCGACAGACGCCGGACCAGCAGCACACCUACAGGCAGAUACUUGACGAUAUGGUCGAUACGCGCAAACGGGCUAUCAAAGACGAAAUGAAGAAAAACCUAGAAUACGAGCGAAAAAUGCAAACUAUGGAUGGUCCUUGGGGUAAACCGGGACCUGGCGGGACUAUAUGGAGAAACCCUAGAGACAUAGGGUUAAACUUCUCGAAGUCUAUGGGUUGGACCGACAACGAUCUUUUAAAUAAGCUACAAAGUGAUGAACACAAACGCUAUAAGAGAUCUUCACUGACUUUGCCUAACGUAAAGAGAGAUGAUGAUACUAAAGAUAAGGAGAGAAACACACCAGAUAAGGAGAACAAGCCUCAAAGCGAAUUAAAACUUCCUGAUAUUAAACACACUAAUAGUCCGAAAAGUAAAAAUAAAGAAGCACAGAAAGAGGACAGUACACAAACCAGCAACAGGCAAGUAACAAACCAUCAAGUUGUAAAAAAAGACGAGGGUGUUUCAAUAGCUACUAGUAAAAACAAACUAAAGAAGAAGACAUUUGUAAAGAGGCUACCAAAUGGGGAAAAAAUUAAUCGAACUCUACCUGAGGAAGAACAUGUUGAUAAAGUCGAAAUAGAAAAUGCAACAGAUAUAGGAGAAAAGAAGUUGACACCCGAAGAGACGAUACUGCGUACGACAGGUGGUAUAGAGUUGGUGCCUAUCUUGGCGCGGCGGAGGCGGAUCGGACCACGCACGCUGCACUCAAGUGACGUCACUAGACCCCCAGAGGACAUGUGCCAAUGGCGAGAACUUCUGAACGAGGGUUAUCUGAGAGAAUUGAAACAUCAAAUGAAGGUCAAGUACCAGCGAAAAGAGGAAGCCCGUCAGAACUCGGCUGAGAGCGUGCGGCAGCAUCAAGAGACCUGGGCCUCGCUGUGGGGCCGUCCCGGCCACGGUGCGCCGCAGCAACGCGGGCGUUACGCCCGCAACAACCUAGCGCGCCUACUGUAUGUUGGGCCCCUUACCAAUACUUUUACGUGAA
Cydia strobilella is the source of this 1662-nucleotide messenger RNA. RefSeq names its product histone-lysine N-methyltransferase, H3 lysine-79 specific. Bases 204 to 1661 code for a protein of 485 amino acids. Lineage: Eukaryota; Metazoa; Arthropoda; Insecta; Lepidoptera; Tortricidae. The transcript is spliced from 9 exons. The record is from RefSeq and is a predicted model, not a curated record.